CAGUAGCCACCACGACGCGGUCGUACGCUAGCUGCAAGUUUACACCACGGACCCUUGCGCGCGGUGCGUCCAGAGCUAGCUGCAAGUUACACAGACCAGCUCGCGGCGACCAUGGAGUUCAUCAGCGGCGAGGAGCUCGUGGUGAUGCUGGCGCCGGUGGCCGUGUACUGGUUCUACUCGGGCAUGUACGAGGCGCUAGGGAGCAGCAAGGCGCUGGACAAGUACAGGCUGCACUCGAGGAGGGACGAGGUGAUCAAAAACAUGGCGUCCAAGAAGGACGUGGUCAAGGGCGUGCUUCUGCAGCAGGCCAUCCAGGCUGCCAUCUCAGUUGCGGUGCUCAAGCUGACAGGCAGCGAGCAAGACGGCGGCAUCGAUGUCAAGUCGCCUUCGUUGUCGGCGGCAACGGCGUCGUUCCUGGACACGGUGGCCCGGUUCGCCGUGGCGAUGGUCGUGCUGGACGCGUGGCAGUACUUCAUGCACCGGCUGAUGCACUCGAGCCGGUACAUGUACCGGCGGUUCCACUCGUGGCACCACCGCGUGGUGGCGCCCUACGCGUUCGCGGCGCAGUACAACCACCCGGUGGACGGCGUGCUGACGGAGACGCUGUCGGGCGCGGCGGCCUUCCUCACCUCCGGGUUGAGCCCGCGCGCCGCCGCUGCCUUCUUCGUCUUCGCCACCGUCAAGGGGAUCGACGACCAUUGCGGGGUGCUGGUCCCGUGGAACCCGCUACACGCUGUGUUCCAGCACAACAACACGGCGUACCACGACGUGCACCACCAGCUGGGCGGCGGGCGACGCAACUUCUCGCAGCCCUUCUUCGUGGUCUGGGACCGCCUGCUGGGCACCUACACGGGGUACACCGUGGAGGAGCGCCACGGCGGCGGGCUCCAGGUCAAGAUCACCAAAGAUCAUGUCUAGUAUGCGUACGUAGUUGCACUACUUAAUCUUACGUGCUACUGUUCUAGGGAUGGUCCACCUGUUAGACAUGUACUUUGCUUGGGUGUAUGUCAAUGUUGAAUAGAGACAUAGAAGUAUGUAUGCA
Lolium perenne is the source of this 1042-nucleotide messenger RNA. RefSeq names its product sphinganine C4-monooxygenase 2. Gene Ontology annotation, biological process: lipid biosynthetic process. NCBI's taxonomy places the organism in Eukaryota, Viridiplantae, Streptophyta, Magnoliopsida, Poales, Poaceae. The record is from RefSeq and is a predicted model, not a curated record. Gene Ontology annotation, molecular function: iron ion binding; oxidoreductase activity.